CGCUGCUCUACGUUUUUCAAAACACAGUCCAACAACAACGACGCACAAAAAUUUUGCAUUUUGCUGGUUCGUUCUUCGCGAGCCAUUUUCCCCACAUUCAAACCCGUUUCUCUCGGCGCCCCGCCCCUUUCCUUUGUUGUUGGACAUUACCAUGGAAAUGGAAGAUUCAAUUUAGCUAUAUAUUUCCCAUUUCUCCCUUUUCUUCUCUUCCUUUUCUUCUUCUUUCAAUUUCUUUCAUUGGUCUUCCAUCUCUUGCUUCCUAUAUACGCUCUCUUUCACUUGGAUCUCUGAUUUGUUUCCGGUCUUCCUUUUGGAUCUCCAUCUUUUUCACAACCCAACUCUCCAAUUUCGUAUUGGUUUGUUCUGACAAUGGAUAAUGGUGACAUUGAGAGCGGGGAAGAGGAAUUUCAUGGGCAGAGAGGUAGGAAGUAUCGCCCUGUCGAAGCCCAUGAUCGUGCUGUUCUUGAAAUGUCUUCCAUGGAUCCGGGUUCCUCUUCUUCCUCCUCCUCCAUUCCCCCCAUGAGUCAUCCUUCUCUCAAGAAGGUAAAAGUGGGUUCUCAGACUGGCACUGAAAAAGAAGGGAACUCUCCUACUCGUAUUGAAGUCAAUGGCCCCCAGCGAGAAUCCAAACUGGAGUUUUUUGGUUUUGAUUCUCUUGUCAAUAUUCUUGGCCUUAAGAGUAUGAUGGGGGAACAAAUUCAAGCACCUUCUAGUCCUCGUGAUGGUGAGAAUGUUUCUAUCACUCAGGGGUUGCCAAAGACCAAUGAAGUUAAAUCAGGUACAUUGAUGGGUGUAUUUAUCCCAUGCUUACAGAACAUAUUGGGAAUCAUUUACUAUAUUCGAUUUUCAUGGAUUGUUGGCAUGGCUGGCAUUGGUGAGUCAUUAGUGCUGGUGGCGUUUUGUGGUUUAUGUACGUUCUUGACUUCGAUUUCACUAAGUGCUAUUGCAACUAAUGGUGCUAUGAAGGGUGGGGGACCAUAUUAUCUGAUAGGUCGUGCCCUUGGUCCAGAGGUCGGAGUUAGCAUUGGGCUAUGUUUCUUUCUCGGAAAUGCAGUUGCUGGUGCUCUUUAUGUGUUGGGAGCUGUAGAAACAUUUUUGAAUGCUGUACCAGCUGCAGGGAUAUUCAGAGAGACUGUAACAAAAGUUAAUGGAACAACUGUUGAGCCAAUACAAAGUCCAAGUUCACACGACUUGCAAGUUUAUGGCAUUAUCGUGACGAUUCUUCUAUGCUUCAUUGUGUUCGGUGGUGUGAAAAUGAUUAAUAGGGUUGCUCCUGCUUUCCUUAUUCCAGUCUUGUUCUCAGUACUUUGCAUAUUUCUUGGAAUUUUUCUGGCAAGGAAAAACGACCCUGCAGAGGGCAUCACAGGCUUGAGUUUGGAAUCUUUUAAAGAAAAUUGGAGUUCUGAUUAUCAGAUGACGAACAGUGCUGGAAUUCCCGAUCCUUUUGGAAAAGUAUAUUGGAAUUUCAAUGCAUUGGUUGGUCUUUUUUUCCCUGCUGUGACGGGAAUAAUGGCUGGUUCUAAUAGAUCAGCCUCAUUGAAGGAUACUCAGCGUUCAAUUCCUAUUGGAACAUUGGCUGCAACUCUAACAACAACUGCAUUGUAUCUGGUCUCUGUUUUGCUGUUUGGAGCACUGGCAACCAGAGAUAAAUUGUUGACAGAUAGGCUUCUUACUGCUACGGUUGCUUGGCCUUUCCCAGCAAUUAUUUAUGUUGGAAUUAUUUUAUCAACCCUUGGAGCUGCCCUUCAGAGCCUGACAGGAGCCCCUCGCUUACUAGCAGCCAUAGCCAAUGAUGAUAUAUUGCCUAUUCUAAACUAUUUUAAAGUAGCAGAUGGCAGUGAGCCAUACUUUGCAACCCUCUUUACUGCAUUCCUCUGCAUCGGAUGUGUCAUAAUUGGGAAUCUUGAUCUUAUCACACCAACUGUAACCAUGUUUUUCCUACUGUGUUAUGCUGGUGUGAACUUAUCCUGCUUCCUUUUGGAUCUACUGGAUGCUCCCAGUUGGCGUCCACGGUGGAGAUUCCAUCACUGGAGCCUCUCUCUUCUUGGUGCAUCACUUUGUGUAGUGAUAAUGUUCUUGAUCUCGUGGUCGUUCACUAUAGUGUCUCUAGCCCUUGCAAGCCUUAUAUAUUAUUAUGUGUGCCUAAGAGGUAAGGCUGGGGACUGGGGUGAUGGUUUCAAGAGUGCAUAUUUCCAACUUGCUCUCCGCAGUCUUCGUUCGCUUGGAGCGAGCCAAGUCCACCCAAAGAAUUGGUAUCCCAUUCCUUUGAUAUUUUGCCGGCCAUGGGGAAAGCUGCCGGAAAACGUACCGUGUCACCCUAAACUUGCAGACUUUGCAAACUGCAUGAAGAAAAAAGGCCGUGGAAUGUCCAUAUUUGUCUCCAUACUAGAUGGAGAUUACCAUGAACGGGUUGAAGAUGCAAAAGCUGCCUGCAAGCAGCUUGCUACAUAUAUCGAUUACAAACGUUGUGAAGGUGUGGCAGAGAUUGUUGUGGCUCCCACAAUGUCUGAAGGUUUCCGAGGGAUUGUUCAGACGAUGGGUCUUGGAAAUCUCAAGCCGAAUAUUGUGGUUAUGCGAUACCCAGAAAUAUGGCGUCGUGAAAAUCUAAUAGAAAUUCCAGCUACCUUUGUUGGAAUAAUCAAUGACUGCAUUGAUGCUAACAAGGCAGUUGUCAUUGUUAAGGGUCUGGAUGAAUGGCCUAAUGAAUUUCAAAGGCAAUAUGGAACUAUAGACUUGUACUGGAUUGUGAGAGAUGGUGGUCUUAUGCUUCUCCUCUCUCAGCUUCUCCUUACAAAGGAGAGCUUUGAAAGCUGUAAGAUUCAGGUGUUCUGCAUUGCGGAGGAGGAUUCUGAUGCGGAGGGCCUCAAAGCUGAUGUCAAAAAGUUUUUGUAUGAUCUUCGGAUGCAAGCUGAGGUGAUCGUUAUAACGAUAAAAUCAUGGGACACACAAGUUGAGGGCACGCAACAAGACGAAUCAAUGGAAGCCUUCACCGCCGCACAAGGGAGGAUUGCUAGUUAUUUAAGUGAAAUGAAGACAACAGCAGAGAGCAGAGGAACCACACUCAUGGCUGAUGGGAAGCCAGUGAGUGUGAAUGAGCAGCAGGUUGAGAAGUUUCUAAAUACAACUCUUAAGUUGAACUCAACAAUUCUGAGAUACUCAAGGAUGGCUGCGGUCGUGCUCGUCAGUCUCCCACCACCUCCUGUCAACCAUCCUGCUUACUUCUAUAUGGAGUACUUGGAUUUGUUGGUCGAGAAUGUGCCUAGGCUCUUGAUUGUAAGAGGAUACCGUCGAGACGUUGUAACUUUGUUCACCUAGAUUUCAGUUUCUUGCUUCCUUCAGUGGUAAUUCCUUGAUUACUGUUCAUAUUGACAUUCCAUUUUUUUUUUCCUUCUUCAAAGUCUUGUAGCAUUUUAGAUUACAAUCAUUCUUUGACUAUCCAUCACUAGGUCCUCUUUUUUUCUGUUUUGUAUUACCAUAACAGUCUCAGAAAUUUUGAUAUUAAAUAGGCCAUUAUUGGGGUGCAAUUCAACUUUGAUUAGACUUUUAUGGUAUUAGACAUUAGCCAUUGAAUUUGUA
Messenger RNA from Benincasa hispida (wax gourd), 3576 nucleotides. It is a transcript of the gene CCC1, whose product is annotated as cation-chloride co-transporter 1. Gene Ontology annotation, molecular function: chloride:monoatomic cation symporter activity. Gene Ontology annotation, biological process: transmembrane transport; monoatomic ion transport. NCBI's taxonomy places the organism in Eukaryota, Viridiplantae, Streptophyta, Magnoliopsida, Cucurbitales, Cucurbitaceae. Gene Ontology annotation, cellular component: membrane. The record is from RefSeq and is a predicted model, not a curated record.